Messenger RNA from Galdieria sulphuraria, 1205 nucleotides. RefSeq names its product molecular chaperone DnaJ. Bases 125 to 1150 code for a protein of 341 amino acids. Lineage: Eukaryota; Rhodophyta; Bangiophyceae; Galdieriales; Galdieriaceae. Gene Ontology annotation, molecular function: protein-folding chaperone binding. The transcript has a single exon. Gene Ontology annotation, cellular component: cytosol. The record is from RefSeq and is a predicted model, not a curated record.
UCCGUACUCAAUAGCUUCUGGAAUGUUCCUUCCCAACAUUUAUCUUUUUGGCCAAAGUUUGAUAAGGAAAAGAGUUUGUCGUUGGUGGUGGAAUUGUGUUAGUUUCAAGUUUUUAUCAUAACGAAUGGGAAAAGACUAUUAUGCUAUACUCGGCGUAGAGAAAAAUGCAGACGACAGCGCCUUGAAGAAAGCUUAUCGCAAACUUGCCGUAAAGUGGCAUCCGGAUAAGAACCCAAACAAUAAAGAGUUUGCUGAAAAGAAAUUCAAAGAAAUAUCUGAAGCUUAUCAAGUAUUAUCGGACCCUGAGAAACGUAAGAUUUACGACACUUAUGGAGAAGAAGGUUUAGCUGCACAAAUGGGAGGUGGAGGUGGAAAUGCAAACCAAGGCUUUGGUGGAUUCUCCACAAGUGGUGGAACUACGUUCUUUAGGAGCACCUUUAAAGAUCCCGAAGAGCUGUUUAGGGAAUUCUUCGGGAGUUCAAGCUUUGGUGGUUUUGGUGGGAUGAGUAGUAUGGAUGACGAUAUUGGAAGCAUGUUUGGUGGACCAUUUGGUGGUACUUUUGGUUCUUCCUUUAGGCGCAGUGGAACACGACAACAAGCUAGAAAGAAGGCUCCUGAUCACGAAGUUCCUUUGUAUCUAUCUUUGGAAGAUUUGUAUAAAGGAGUUACGAAGAAGAUGAAAGUUACGAAAACUAUUGUUGACUCACAAAGUGGAAAAUCCUUGCCAGCAGAGAACAUUUUGACAGUGGAAAUAAAGCCUGGAUAUAAAGAAGGUACAAAGAUUCGUUUUGAAGAGGAGGGAGAUGAGAAACCGGGUUUGAUUCCUGCAGAUGUGGUAUUUAUUAUUAAGCAGAAACCUCAUCCAGUCUUUACAAGGGAAGGCAAUAACUUGAUCAUGAAUGUGAAAAUUCCUCUUGUCAAAGCUCUUACAGGUACAAUUGUGAAGGUAGAAGGCAUUGAUGGUCGUUCAAAAAAUAUUGAAGUGAAUGAAGUUAUCUCUCCUGGGUAUAAGAAGAUAUUAAAAGGAGAGGGAAUGCCCAAUAGUAAGAGACCUAGUGAAAGAGGAGACUUGGAAAUACGUUUUGAUAUUGUGUUUCCUACUCAUUUAACACAUCAACAAAAGGAGCAAUUGAAGAAAGUUUUGAGUUGAUAUGGCGUCCAACCCGUUUCAAACUCAAGUCCAUCAUAAAGAAUUGAACCACCGA